AUGGCAUUCUCAUUUGCCUUCGCCGGCGAUGACAUAGAGGAAGACGACCAACAGCAACAACACACUUCCACACCGCCAGUGGCGAGCACGAUAGCCGCCCCAGCACCCUCAGCCUCAACCGCCGGUGCAUUCCCCGUCCAAGGCAAACCGCUGCUGCCCCCGGCCCAACACAACCUCCACAAUCUCCUUGCGAGGUUACCAUCCAAGAUCGCCUUCAGCUUGCUCGAGGUCGACCUUGGCGGUGACAAUGAGAGCCUCUCAUUGCCUCGUCGCGAGCUGUGGGAUGUGCGUGUCCAGUUGAUGGCCGAGGACGGUACCGACACCAACGCGUCCGAAUCGGAAGCCGGACUGGGGGAGCACGACGUUAAGACGGGCAUUUACGAAGGCGGCUUCAAGAGUUGGGAGAGCAGCGUGGAUUUGGUCAAAGUGCUGGCCAACGAGAGGGUCAAGGAAACCUUGGCACAAGAGCCAUGCGUCUUGAUCGAGCUUGGUUGCGGCACAGCGUUGCCCUCGCUCGCUCUUUUCCAGUGGGCGCUGGCGGCAAGGAAGUCCGAGCAGCAGCAGGAGCCGCAGCAGCAGCCGCCGUUAGUGCUCACCCUUGCAGAUUACAACCCCUCCGUCCUUUAUCUCGUGACGCUGCCCAACCUCAUCUUGACUUGGGCUCUGCAGCAGAGGACUGAGAACGCCGUUGUCCAGGAGGCGUUCACUCCCGAUGGAGAACUGGAGUUGACGUCGGAGGUAGUGGACGCCUUCAAGCAAUCUCUUUCCUCACGCCGGAUAACCCUUUCCUUCCUUUCCGGUGCCUGGUCUCCGGAGUUCGUUGAUUUACUUUGCCAAGAUGGAGUGCCCGCCAGCCUCCCGGACAACACCAAGACACUUGUGUUGGGGUCCGAAACCAUUUACUCCCCCUUCGCACUCGAGAGUUUUGGUGCUACACUUCUUUCGAUCCUCCAGCGAGCGCCCCUCGACCGGCCAGCGGGUGAAGCGAAGGCAAUCAUUGCCGCGAAGCGGUUAUACUUCGGUGUCGGCGGUUCUCUCGAUGAUUUCAUCGACAAGAUGCGGGGUCUAGGAUCCUCUCUCAGAACACUAUCUGAAGAGACCCAAGGAGUUCACCGCGGUGUUGUUGAAUGUCACCUCGGCUGA
Molecule: messenger RNA, 1143 nt
Organism: Dichotomopilus funicola
Lineage: Eukaryota; Fungi; Ascomycota; Sordariomycetes; Sordariales; Chaetomiaceae
Exons: 2
Coding region: 1-1143 (380 amino acids)
Biological process (GO): peptidyl-histidine methylation, to form tele-methylhistidine
Molecular function (GO): protein-L-histidine N-tele-methyltransferase activity
Source: RefSeq, a predicted model, not a curated record